Acinonyx jubatus (cheetah) is the source of this 4607-nucleotide messenger RNA. RefSeq names its product family with sequence similarity 186 member B (gene FAM186B). The coding region runs from base 514 to 3216 and encodes 900 amino acids. The record is from RefSeq and is a predicted model, not a curated record. NCBI's taxonomy places the organism in Eukaryota, Metazoa, Chordata, Mammalia, Carnivora, Felidae. The transcript is spliced from 9 exons.
UCCAGCUGCCCAAGUUCGGCUGCUCCGGAGGCCAGAGCGCGCGUCCCGGGCCAGCUCCGCGCGCGCCGGCAACUCUCCUGCCUUCUUGCCCUUCCCGCCCGGCCGCCUCCAGACCUGGGCGCGUCGCUUCCCGGCGUUAGCCGUUCGGCUGGCGCGUCCGUCCCGCACGGGCGCUCGGAGCGGCUGGAUCCCGUGCGCUCGCUCCCAGGACCGGGGGGCUGGACCGACGUAUUCAUUCUGACUGGAGAAUGAACAGAGUGAAGGAGAGGUAGAGAGAGAGGGAGACAGAGGAUCUAAAGCAGGCUUUGUGCUGACAGCAGAGAGCCCAGUGUGGGGCUGGAACUCACGAACCACAAGAUCAUGACCUGAGCCAAAGUCGGAUGCUUAACCGUCUGAGCCACGCAGGAUAUUUCUUCCCAGCUCUCAGACAUCUUGGACAACGUCAACUGUGUCAUCAACAGCUUCCAGGAAGAAUUAGGAUAUGAUUUAAAAGAAAAGGCAAAACCUGACCAGAUGGAGCAAAAGGGCAAGAACAGAUUCAUCUUACUGGAGAAAAUUGCCUCCUUCUCUGAAGAUGCUAAUACUAAAGAGAAGCACUUGUAUGAAAUUCUCCGCUGGCUGGGUGACUGGGGUGACAGUCUGACCUAUGAGCUCAGGAACAGGAAGUGUAAGGAGGAAGAGGAAGCCCUGGAUGAAUGGAUUGAGGUGAUGGAGAAGGUAUUACCUCUCUCUCUCAUUGCCACCAAAGGAGGCAUCGAAUCUCUCACUUCCCUUUGUUCCACUCUCAUUGAAGGACAAAAGCAAAGGACACAAAUAUCCAAACACACCUUCUGGCAAGGCUGGUGGGAACAGAGACCCCCAAAAUCUGCAUCCUACCCUCAGCCACUGAGCCCAGAACAGAUGCUCCAGGACAGUCAUGCUACCUGCACGAAGGUCUCUGAGGUGAAGUCCAUGCUGCAGGAGCUCCUGGACUCCACCAUGUUCAACCAGAGGGAGGUCAGAGCCAUCAGGUACAUGUCUGCCAUGGUAGAGAACCUCAAUAAGGCCUUGACCCUCCAGCACAAAGAGAACAGAAGCCUGGAGACCAAAUACAGGAACCUGAAAAUAGAGAUGACCAAAGAACUUAGCACCCAGAGGCUAUACUUCCAGAAUUCCCUCCAAGUUCUCCAGAGCAAGAGGGAUGCCCUGCUAAAGCAAGUGGAAAUUCUAGGGGGGAAAUACCAUGACCUUCUCCUGAUAAAGCAUGCCUUAGAGUUCCAGCUAGAGAAGGCUCAGUCUGCUAGAGAUCAAGCAGAAGAACCAACCAAGAUCUUGGUUGACUCCCUGGGGCCCCCUGAGAAAGAGACCCUCCCAGAGAAAGAAACAGUCAUGAAGGAAACUCAGCAGGAACCCAAGAAGGAGCAGUUGUUUUCACCACUCUCCCCAGGUCCCAUGGCCACAGCCUGGGACAGCGGUGCCAGGCCUUCAACAUCUCAGCCACUCUCCACCAUGACCAUGUAUUCGAGGAUUGCGGAUGUGUACAGCACCAAGGACACCGAACAUCUUCAGCCCAUGAUGCUGUCCUCGGUGGAUCACAGGUCUCCUAAGAUAUGGGAAAGACUGGUGGCAGAAAGCCCAGGCCACUUCUUUCACCAAGUGAAAGACCAAAAGGAUGUCCAGGAAGCAUCCCAGGAGAAGGAAGGACUCCAAAUUAAGCCCCACUUGAGGAUGCAGCUGUCCCCAGAGAGUUCCAGGAAGGUGGCCUUGGAGAGCAAGGCGGAGCACUGGGAAGAAGAGCUCCGCUGGGAGAGGCAGAGGCAGCAGUGGCUGGAGGAGGAGGAGAUGUGGCUGCAGCGUCAGAAGAAGUGGGCCCUGCUGGAGCAGGAACACCGGGAGAAGCUGCAACAGUGGAAGGUGGAGGAGGCGGCGAGGGAGCAGUGGCAGAGGUCGGGCCAGCAAGAAAAGGAGCAAGGGGGCCCAUGGAGGGAGCCAGAGCCUCCAGGGGAGGGCACAGACAGGGUGCUCUUCAUGACCACCAGGCAGUGGAGGGACUUGGAGAAGGCAUCGCUGGCACCUCCCUCAAGCCGGGCCCAGUCUGCUCACCAAGGCAGGAAGCACUUUCCCAGGUCCCCUAAUACCCGGCAGCCUGCCCCCAGAAACCAGAGGAACACGAGUUCAGCCAAGUCUACGCAGAAACCGUGGACCUGCCAGGUUCCCACGAAGCCCAAGAAAUCGGCCUCCUUUCCUGUCACGGGGACAUCCAUCCAAAAGGUGUCCCGGCCUCCUUUGCAUAUCCCCUCAGUAACUCUCAAGGGGAAAGUAUACCACAUGGAUGUGGAGGCACAGAGGAAGAAUCUGCAGCUCCUGAGCGAGGAGGCUGACCUGGGGCUGCCCCACUACCUACGCACCAAGGCGCUGGAUCUCACCACCACCACCAUGGAGCUGAACGUGCUUCGGCUGCAGUGUCUGUGCCAUAAGUACAUCCGCUACAGAUACUUCCAGAGCCUCCGACAAGAAGUGACCAACCACAUACAAGUUAUGCAAGAAACUGAGACUACCUACAAGACCCAGAACCUCUACAUCUACCUGGAAAACAUUGACCGCCUGCAGAAUCUCUGGCUGCAGGCCUGGACAGACAAGCAGAAGGACCUGGAGGAGAAGCACCAAGAGUGCCUGAGCAGCAUGGUGACCAUGUUCCCCAAGCUCCAGCUGGAGUGGAACGUUCGUCUGCACAUCCCUGUGGUCACCUCCACAAAGCCGAGGAAAAACAAGCCACCCACAUCCUCUCUCCGGCACACGCACUCAUGUGGCCUCUCCUGCAGGCAGCCUCCUGGGCACUUUCCAUGCAAGCACUGGGAAUGUGAGCCCCUGUGCAUGGCUCGACAACAGGAUAACCAGAUAGAAGCCAUCUGGAAGACUGAUGUGGCCUCCUCCAGUCACCCAAUAGAAAAGAAGACUCCCCCCGGCCUGCCCUGGGACCAGCUAGGGGGGUGCCCAGACAUUCCCCGCCUAUUGACCUUGGAUGUGCAUUCCUCCUACCACAAAAGCUUGAGGUCCCUCAAGGCCCGUGUCUUGGCGACCAAAAGAAACGAAUCCCGGGAAGCCCCAGAUGAGUCAGCUGAGCUUGUUUGUAAAAAGUCAAAUGAGUCUUUCCCUGGAACCAUAAAGCCAGAAGGAUCAAGACAGUCUCAGUCCCCACUCCAUCCAUUAGUCAGUGAUUCUCAAACUUCAGGGUGAGUGAAAAUCACAUGGGAACUUGUUUCAAAUGCAGGUUCCCAGCUGGUGUUUUUAAACAAACAUCCUGGGCAUUGCUAAAUAGUCCUAGAACUUUGAGAAACACCACUUCCCUCCUUCAGUCCCCAAACUGUACAUUUUUAAUAAAAUAGAGGUGUGUUUCUUUUUAAAACUUUUUGUGUUGUUGCUGAAACCCACACUGAACUCAGUUUUGGAACAAGAUCUAUGACCAUCUGGCCCCUGAUCUGGACGCCAAUCAGGGAGGAUUCCCCAAGUGUCACCUCUGCCCUUUGGGAGCCAGCAAGCCAGGGCGGCCACGAUUAGUGCCCGGCACGCAGUAGGCACCAGUAAUUUUUCAAUUCAUCAGAGACAUGGACAAAUAAGUAACUGAUGUGCUGAUGAUUAGCAGGAAGGCUCAGAAGAUAAGACCAAAAGGAAGUAUCAAGUACCAGUCAGAGCCAGGUGUCACUGGGUAGGAGGCAAAAGCAGAUAUGUCUCUGAGGAGUGAGGACAAGGGUGGAAGAAAUGAAGACACAGAGGUUCCACCUCUAGAUGGUGUGGUCUAAGGAGGCCAUCUCUGGCAACUCUUCAAGCAGUUACAACACUGCUUUCGUGAAUUGAUUCAGCUCAUGAGCACCGCUGUCCACCCUACUCCCCUCUAGCACACAGCCAUCUGCCUCAUCUACCACUUGGCCUUCAGCCUCCCACUUUCUUCCACUGGCCCAGACACACCUGGCCUGGGGACAUUGUCUAGGAAGUGACCUUGUCCUCAGAGAACCCGCAACCCAGUGAUUCUGUUUAUCAGGAUUGGUGCCCAUGUGUGCUUCCCUCCAAGGUGAAGACUCGGAAAAGAAGAGGAAGAUGUGGGAUGUGAAAAGCUGGCCUUUAGAUGAUGGGAGAGUAGAAAUGACUGCUGAGCCACGGCUUAACAUAGGGCUAGGAUGCCUGGUUGGGGAGGAAGGGGAGAGACAUUCCUGCUGCAGGUCUUAACACAGGACAACUGUGACAGCCAACAGCCACUCCUGGCCUUUCAGGUCUCGAGCUUAUUCUUUCUUUGGAGGCCUCACCCAAAUUGUAUCCUACAUAAUAAAAUGCCCUCACACUAAAUACAACACUUUAAAUAAUUUGAAAGGAUUUAUGUAACUCUACCUUGGAAAUAACUGGCCAUGAGGGUUUUUUUUUAAUCUUUUAUUAUUUUUGAGAGAGAGAGAGAGAGAGACAGAAUGAGAGCAGGGGAGGAACAGAGACAAAGGGAGACACAGAAUCUGAAGCAGGCUUCAGGCUCCAAGCUGUCAGCACAGAGCCCGACGAGGGGCUCGAACCCAUGAACCAUGAGAUCAUGACCUGAGCCGAAGUUGGACACAACCAACUGAGCCACCCAGGCGCCCCUUUUU